Molecule: messenger RNA, 3606 nt
Organism: Lolium rigidum
Lineage: Eukaryota; Viridiplantae; Streptophyta; Magnoliopsida; Poales; Poaceae
Product: cellulose synthase-like protein D4
Exons: 3
Coding region: 1-3606 (1201 amino acids)
Biological process (GO): cellulose biosynthetic process; plant-type primary cell wall biogenesis
Cellular component (GO): trans-Golgi network; plasma membrane
Molecular function (GO): mannan synthase activity; cellulose synthase (UDP-forming) activity
Source: RefSeq, a predicted model, not a curated record
AUGUCGCGGCGGCUGUCGUUGCCGGCGGGCUCGCCGGUGACGGUUACCGUGUCGCCGCGGGGAGGGAAGGCCGCUGCUGCCGGUGGCGGGAGCCCCGGGGAUGGGGUGGUGAGGAGGUCUUCCGGGAUCACGAGCCCGGUCUCCAGGCACUCGAUCGGCUCCUCCACGGCCACGCUGCAGGUCUCCCCCGUGCGCCGGAGCGGCGCCGGGGGCAGCCGGUACGCGUCCAGGGACGCCGCCGCGGACGGGAGCGCCGAGUUCGUGCACUACACCGUGCACAUCCCGCCCACGCCGGACAGGACGACCACCACGGCGUCCGCCGCCGCGUCCAAGGAGGACGCGCCCGCGGCGGCGCAGCGGAGCUACGUCUCCGCCACCAUCUUCACCGGCGGGCUCAACUGCGCCACGCGGGGCCACGUGCUCACCCCCGCCGGCGCCGACGGAGCCGGCGCCGCCGCGUCCGCGAACCUGUCGUGCAAGAUGCGCGGCUGCGACAUGCCGGCGUCGCUCCGCCCGCCCUGCGAGUGCGGCUUCAUGAUCUGCCACGAGUGCUACGCGGACUGCGCCGCCGCCAGCGCCAACUGCCCGGGCUGCAAGGAGCCCUACUCCGCCGGGAGCGACACGGACGACUCCGUCGACGAGGAGGAGGAGGACGACGAGGCGGUGUCGUCGUCGGAGGAGCGGGACCGGAUGCCCAUGACCUCCGUGGCGAAACGGUUCUCCUUGGUGCACUCCGUCAAGAUGCCCAUGGCCAGCACCAACGGCAAGCCCGCGGAGUUCGACCACGCGCGCUGGCUCUUCGAGACCAAGGGCACCUACGGCUACGGCAACGCCCUCUGGCCCAAGAACGGCCACGGCGCCGCCGGGGCCACCACCGGCUUCGUCGGCAUCGAGGAGCCGCCCAACUUCGGCGGCAGCUGCCGCCGCCCACUCACGAGGAAAACCAGCGUCUCCCAGGCCAUCCUCAGCCCUUACAGGAUGCUGAUCGCGAUCCGGCUGGUGGCGCUGGGGUUCUUCCUGUCAUGGCGCAUCCGGCACCCGAACCCGGACGCGAUGUGGCUGUGGGCGCUGUCGGUGACGUGCGAGGUGUGGUUCGCCUUCUCCUGGCUGCUCGACAGCCUCCCCAAGCUCUGCCCGGUGAACCGCGCCUGCGACCUCGACGUCCUCGCCGACCGCUUCGAGCGCCCCACGGCGCGCAACCCCAAGGGCCGCUCCGACCUGCCCGGCGUCGACGUCUUCGUCUCCACCGCCGACCCGGACAAGGAGCCGCCGCUCGUCACCGCCAACACCAUCCUCUCCAUCCUCGCCGCCGACUACCCGGUCGAGAAGCUCGCCUGCUACCUGUCCGACGACGGCGGCGCGCUCCUCACCUUCGAGGCGCUCGCCGAGACCGCCAGCUUCGCGCGCACCUGGGUGCCAUUCUGCCGGAAGCACGGCGUCGAGCCGCGCUGCCCCGAGGCCUACUUUGGCCAGAAGCGGGACUUCCUCAGGAACAAGGUGCGCCUGGACUUCGUCCGAGAGAGGAGGAAGGUGAAGCGGGAGUACGACGAGUUCAAGGUGCGCGUCAACUCGCUCACGGAGGCCAUCCGUCGCCGCUCUGACGCGUACAACGCCGGCGAGGAGCUGCGCGCCAGGAGGAGGCAGCAAGAGGACGCCGUAGCGGCCGGUGACGCGCUCGGAACGGCUCCGUUGGCAGAGACUGGGGCAGUGAAGGCGACAUGGAUGUCUGACGGUUCCCAGUGGCACGGCACUUGGCUCACCGGCGCCAAGGACCACUCUCGCGGUGACCACGCAGGCAUCAUUCAGGCAAUGCUUGCGCCGCCGACGUCCGAGCCGGUGCUUGGCGGCGAGCCAGCGGAGUCCGGCGCGCUGAUCGACACUACCGGCGUGGACAUCCGUCUGCCUAUGCUGGUGUACGUUUCGCGCGAGAAGAGGCCAGGGUACGACCACAACAAGAAGGCCGGCGCCAUGAACGCGCUGGUGCGGACGAGCGCCAUCAUGUCCAACGGGCCCUUCAUCCUCAACCUGGACUGCGACCACUACGUGCACAACUCGGCGGCGCUCCGGGAAGGGAUGUGCUACAUGCUCGACCGCGGCGGCGACCGCAUCUGCUACGUGCAGUUCCCGCAGCGGUUCGAGGGGAUCGACCCCAACGACCGGUACGCCAACCACAACCUGGUCUUCUUCGACGUGGCCAUGCGCGCCAUGGACGGGCUGCAGGGCCCCAUGUACGUCGGCACGGGCUGCAUCUUCCGCCGCACCGCGCUGUACGGGUUCAGCCCGCCGCGCGCCACGGAGCACCACGGCUGGCUCGGGAGGAAGAAGAUCAAGCUGUUCCUGAGGAAGAAACCCAGCAUGGGGAAGAAGACGGACAGGGAGAGCGAGCACGAGUCCAUGCUGCCGCCCAUGGAGGACGACGACCACAACCAGCUCAGCGACAUCGAGUCAUCCACGCUGAUGCCCAAGCGGUUCGGCAGCUCGGGGAUGUUCGUGUCAUCGAUCCCGGUGGCGGAGUACCAAGGGCGGCUGCUGCAGGACAUGCCAGGGGUGCACCAGGGCCGCCCCGCCGGCGCGCUGGCCGUGCCACGCGAGCCGCUGGACGCCGCGACGGUCGGCGAGGCCAUCAGCGUGAUCUCCUGCUUCUACGAGCAGAAGACGGAGUGGGGGCGGCGCAUCGGGUGGAUCUACGGGUCCGUGACAGAGGACGUGGUCACCGGGUACCGGAUGCACAACCGCGGGUGGCGGUCGGUGUACUGCGUCACCCGCCGCGACGCGUUCCGGGGCACGGCGCCGAUCAACCUCACCGACCGUCUCCACCAGGUGCUCCGGUGGGCGACGGGGUCCGUGGAGAUCUUCUUCUCCCGCAACAACGCCAUGUUCGCCACUCGGCGGAUGAAGCUCCUGCAGCGCAUCGCCUACUUCAACGUGGGCAUGUACCCGUUCACGUCAAUGUUCCUCAUCGUCUACUGCGUCCUCCCGGCCGUGUCCCUCUUCACCGGCAAGUUCAUCGUCCAGCACCUCGACGCCACCUUCCUUGUCUUCCUGCUCGUCAUCACCAUCACGCUCUGCCUGCUGGCGCUGCUGGAGAUCAAGUGGUCCGGGAUCACGCUGCAUGAGUGGUGGCGCAACGAGCAGUUCUGGGUCAUCGGCGGCACCAGCGCGCACCCGGCCGCAGUGCUGCAGGGCCUCCUCAAGGUGAUCGCCGGGGUUGACAUCUCCUUCACGCUCACGUCCAAGCCGGGCGGCGCCGAAGACGGCGAGGAGGAGACGUUCGCGGAGCUGUACGAGGUGCGGUGGAGCUUCCUGAUGGUGCCCCCCGUGACCAUCAUGAUGCUGAACGCGGUGGCCAUGGCCGUGGCGACGGCGCGGACAGUGUACAGCGAGUUCCCGCAGUGGAGCAAGCUGCUGGGCGGCGCAUUCUUCAGCUUCUGGGUGCUCUGCCACCUCUACCCCUUCGCCAAGGGCCUCCUGGGACGCCGCGGCCGCGUGCCGACCAUCGUCUUCGUCUGGUCUGGGCUCAUCUGCAUGAUCGUGUCGCUGCUCUGGGUCUACAUCAGCCCGCCCGCCGGCGCCAGGGAGGGCAUCGGUGGAUUCAGCUUCCCCUAG